AUGAAUACAGAGCCUCCAGACGUGGAGCCUACGGGGCAGGCCGGUCAAAGUACUAGUCUUGGUGGAGGUGAACAGGGAGGACAGAGUGGAACACCGGAUGGAGGAGAUGGAGAAGGCGAACACAGCUGGAUAUCUACAAUAAUUGACAAGAUCAUUCCUAACCUCCCUGGUGCCGGUAACCGCAAUACAUCUGCUGGGAAUACUGCUCCCAUGGACUCGCAGCCUUCAGGAACGCUCAACACUGAUGGGAUGACUGACCAAUCAAGAUUAGAUCCUGAUAUUGUCAUUGAGCAUGCCAGAGGGGCAAGAGCUAGUGUGGAGGAAAGAGGGAAUCAGAUUCGUGAGGAGCGCCGGGCCCGCGGAAUUGCUAAGAAGGCAACUCUCAAUGAGCAUUGCAACAAGUAUUCUCGUGGGAUCCAACACUUUAUUAAGUUUUUCCUGGGAGGACCUACGAUACCGCAGGACUAUCCCCAAUCGCCGACCUCGGAAGAACUAGAGGCUCUAUAUUGGGUGGACCAAUGA
Messenger RNA from Puccinia graminis f. sp. tritici CRL 75-36-700-3, 522 nucleotides. RefSeq lists its product as uncharacterized. NCBI's taxonomy places the organism in Eukaryota, Fungi, Basidiomycota, Pucciniomycetes, Pucciniales, Pucciniaceae. The record is from RefSeq and is a predicted model, not a curated record. The coding region runs from base 1 to 522 and encodes 173 amino acids. The transcript has 2 exons.